Molecule: messenger RNA, 3173 nt
Organism: Phyllopteryx taeniolatus (common seadragon)
Lineage: Eukaryota; Metazoa; Chordata; Actinopteri; Syngnathiformes; Syngnathidae
Product: androgen-induced gene 1 protein-like
Exons: 6
Coding region: 223-924 (233 amino acids)
Biological process (GO): protein import into peroxisome membrane
Cellular component (GO): peroxisomal membrane; endomembrane system
Molecular function (GO): protein-macromolecule adaptor activity
Source: RefSeq, a predicted model, not a curated record
CAGAAGAGCUUCUUCCUCCUCCCGCCAUCGUCACAACGCGGAAGCGGAGGAAGGCUCGCAGGGGGGCAGGAGAGAGGAGGCUCAGGGGGUGACAGCAGCCUGAAAACAAGCACAUACACACGCAAAAACGGAGCAGACAAGCGUCGCCACACGAGUGAAGCGGAAAGGCGUGAAACGGGAGCCGAAAUUGGAGUGCGGAGGGAGGCGCGCUGCUUCUUCAUCAUGGCGCUCAUCCCAUCGCAGGUUCUCCGCGUCGCCAUCCUGCUGUCCUACUUCUCCAUCCUGUGCCACUACAAGGCUCUCGACAUGCCGGCGCACCAGACCUACGGGGGCAGCUGGAAGUUCCUCACCUUCAUCGACCUGGUAAUCCAGGCGGUGUUCUUCGCCGUGUGCGUGCUGAUCGACGUCUCCAGUCUGCUGACAAAAGCCGGAGAAAACCGAGAGCAGGAGAGGCAGCUCAGAAAGCUGAUUGGCCUCAGGGACUGGAUGAUGGCUGUCCUGGCGUUCCCUGUUGGAGCGUUUGUGGUGUUCACCUUUUGGAGUCUGUACCUAUACGACAGAGAGCUGGUCUACCCCAAACUGCUGGAUAACUUCAUCCCUCAGUGGCUCAACCACGGCAUGCACACCACCGUGCUGCCGUUCAUCAUCAUCGAGAUGCGCACCACACACCAUCGCUACCCCAGCAGGUCGUGUGGCGUAGCGGCCGUGUGCUGCUUCGGCGUAGGAUACAUCCUCUGGACUUGCUGGGUGCACCAGGUGACGGGCAUGUGGGUGUACCCGGUCUUGGAGCACAUCACGCCGCUCGCCCGCCUCGUCUUCUUUUCCGUGCUCACUGCCGUCAUUUGUGUCUUCUACCUGCUCGGAGAAAUACUCAACAGCUACAUCUGGUACCAGCCGCACACAGCAAAGGUCAAAGGUGAGUGAACUUUUGUUGUGCGUGCCAGUGGAGUUGCACAGUUAAGGUCAUGUCAAGCUCCGCCCACCAGAGAACACAAGGACUACGGAGCUGUGACCUCCAUCAACACCAACAAGCCUGAAUAUGGGGAACUGGGUGCACACUAUUUUUUAUUUUUUUUUAAUUUUAUUUUGUUUUAACUUAUCUUGCCAAAGCAACAGACACACAAACCACUUUCACAUGCACACAAAUGGGUCAAAAUGAAUAUUCAUUAAGGAAGUUUUGAGUCAUAUGUCAUGUUAAAUCUCUUGAUGAGGGUUAUCCAGUACUGACAGACAGACAGACACACACGCACACACAGAAACGUACACACAUGCAACUUCACGCUUGCACACAGGGUACACGCACACAGGGACAGGUCAACAUGAAUAUUCAUGAAAGCACAUUUUCAUAUUAAAGGUCUUGAUGAGGGUCAUCUAAUACUGACAAGUAUACACACACGCACACCUUUUCCCAUCCACACAGAUACACACAAGAACAACCACACACAAAGGUACACACGCACACAGACAGGUCAGCAUGAAUAUUCAUGGCAGCACAUUGAGUCAUGUCAAAUUAAACGUCUUGGUGACAGCUCUGGCUUUAUUUUGUCAUGAUGUCCUCACCUGUUGAUGGACUAACUCAAAAACAUCACCUUCAGGGGAAAAGAGCCUUUAGAUCAAAGUUGACUGGGACACGCUCAGAAAUCAAUGUGAAACCAUACCACAUUGACUCCAUCCAUUAUAAUGUUUCCUCACUGAAGUCACAGAUGAGCUUUAGUCUUAACCCAGCUGACUUUGGUCGCCAGCCAAUAGGAGGGCACAUAUAGACAAGCAUUCACAUCUAAGGACAAUUUAGUCGUGAAUGAAACUUAGUGCAUGAAACCCCACUAGAGCACAGGGAGAACAUGCGAACUCCACACAGGAAGGCCUGAACUGAGAUUCAAACCCAGAACCUUUUGACUGUUAGCUGAGACGUACUAACCGGUCACUGUGCUGCCCACAUGGACAUAUAGCGCGUAUUAAAGGUCAUGACAAGGGCUUUCCAAAUCUCUUGUUACAUAUUUAUUAUGUACAGCGUUGUCUUGCGAUACAAGCCGUCAUUUGGCUUUUUUCAAAAAAUUUUGAUUUGAGUGCUGUGUGGUCGCAGUGAACUCAACUCACUUCACCAUAUAAGCACAAUAUAAGUGAUUUAUUUAGUUUUAUUUUUUUAAAGGGACUUCCAACUGUUUAUUGGCACUCCCAGUUGUUUACUCUAAAUCUAAACACAAAAACAGAAUUACACAUUGUAUUGGAAACAGUCACAUAGUUUCGUCUUUCAAUCCGCUAGUUUAAUGCGAACGCUAAUUAGCACCUACUGGUGCGGUGCUACAACUGUUUAAGCAAUGGGCUGAACACAAAUGGUGCAGCAACACGUAGACAGAAUAUAUAACAGUACUUAGUCAUAUAUUCUUUAUCCUCUGCCUAGAAUGACCAAUAUUAGUGCAGUACUGAUGAGCUGAGUGGAGUUGUGAUGUCUCAAGGAACAGUAUACCCAUCUGUAUGUCCAAAUCUGGCCCGCCAAGUCAUUUCAUGUGGCCGGCGAAAGCAAAUCAUCUGUGUCAACUUCCAUGAUUUUUGCUCAAAUUCUCAUAAAAUAAUAAUAAAUAGUAUUGAGACAUUGCAAGCAUUUUCUGUUUACAGUAACUUGAACAAUAGUUGAACAAACUAUUAUCCUUGACUUGUGAUUUCAAAACUAGGUAUCCAUCAACUGUGUGUAUGUAGUAAUAUUAGGAGGUGACUAAACAUUUAUAUGGUUUCACAGUCAACGGCCUUCUGAGGGAAACCGUGACUACGAUGUGGCCCGCGACAUAAAUGAGUUUGACACACCUGUCCUAGGUCAUUAAAAGUGUUACUUGGUGGUGAUAAUAGUCAUUGAUCUGCAGGGGGCGCUACUGGAGUCACUGGUUACAUAUCGAAUUUAAUGGCAUAUGACAUUGUCGUGUAUGGGGAUGCUUUGGCAAGAUAGCAAACAUUCUUACGGGUGAAGUUACAACUUUUUAUUGGUUUUUGUUUGGAGGGGGAGAAUACUAAAGUGGGCCGUGUUGCUCGGUGAUGGAUGAAAAAACAGGAUGCGGAACUGCACAUAAACUAUUUAUUGGGUCGGGUUUUAAUGUUUAACGUGAGCUUUAACCAAACUACUGAACUUGAAUGGUGAAGAGUCACAUGACAAACUUAGAACAAUAAAUCCAUGAAGUUGC